Molecule: messenger RNA, 1921 nt
Organism: Engraulis encrasicolus (European anchovy)
Lineage: Eukaryota; Metazoa; Chordata; Actinopteri; Clupeiformes; Engraulidae
Gene: 42sp43
Product: P43 5S RNA-binding protein
Exons: 9
Coding region: 100-1452 (450 amino acids)
Cellular component (GO): nucleus
Source: RefSeq, a predicted model, not a curated record
UGCGUCGAAGCGAAUGUAAUAGGUCCGUUUGAAAAUAGUAGACACAGUUCACGGAUCAUUUUCAGUAGUUUUCAGUGUUCAAUAUUAUUCGGCUUGAGGAUGAAUGGAGUUCAUGGAACCCAGCUCGAGCCCGUCCCACGUGUGCAGCUUUUCAACUGCAUGCACGCGGACUGUGGGGCAACUUUCUCGCGCCAGUGGCGGUUGAAGGACCACCAAACUACACACACAGGCGCACGGCCAGCCAAAUGUAAGGUGGCAGGUUGCGAGAAGAGCUUCUCGCGCAUCUCUCAUCUAAAGCGACACACUGUUCAACACUCCGGUGUUAAAAAGUUCAAGUGCCAUAUUACCGCAUGUGGGAAGGCGUUUCUUUUCUCGGACAAACUGAAGAGGCAUCUCCGUUUCUGCCAUAGCCAGAAGGAUAAGCACUUCAAGUGCGUCGCCACAGGAUGCGCCGAGGUUUUCAGAAAACGGCGCGUCCUCAAACUCCAUAUGAAUUCUCAUGGAGUGUCUGCAUUCAAGUGUUCGAAGUGUUUGAUGAAGUUCGACACCCAUACAGCCCGAAAAGCACAUGAAAAGACUCAUGCAGGGUACACUUGCUCUAAGGAGGGCUGUGAAGUGGUACAAAAGACGUGGACCAAAAUGGUGAAACACAUGACCACCCAUAAAGCGGUGUUCACGUGCCAGAAGUGCAAGAAGGAGUUCAGGAAGCGCGAGUCGCUGCGGCGCCACAAGCGCACCCACACCUUGAAGAAGCCGGUGCUGCUGUGCCCGCUCAAGAGCUGCCAGGCCUACUUCUCCACCACCUUCAACCUGCAGCACCACAUCAACAAGGAGCACCUCAAGCUGCUGCGCUACACCUGCCCCCACGGAGACUGCGACAAGGUCUUCGCCAUGCGGGAAUCUCUCACCCGACAUUUGUUCCGCCAUGACCCAGAGGCUGACAGACUGAAGGGCCGCCACCAGCGCUCCAAGAAGACGUGGAAGCGCCGUCUGGACCGCCAGAAGCGCCACACGCUGGUGGAGGACGACCUGCGGGCCCUGUUUGCGCUGCGCAUGCGCCUCAGCCGCCGCACCAAAGUGGAGGCUAACCUCUCCGGCCUCUUCAACGAGCGCAAGAUGCCCCACUUUGUGGAGUCGGAGACCAACCUGCGCAACCUCUUCAGCCUCAAGCCUCCGUUCAAGCCCAAGGCUGCCGCACCUACCAUCCCCACUGCCUCCCCCACUACCAAGCCCGCAGCCCCCACCACUGCUACCCCUGCCAAACCUGCCCUUGUUAAACCUACCCCCAUCAAACCUGCCCCUGCUAAACUUGCUCCAGCUAAACCUGCCCCUGCUAAACUUGCCCCAGCGAAACCUGCUCCUGCUAAACUAGCCCCAGCUGCCCCUGCCAAACCUGCCCCAGCUGCACCAGCCCCUGCUGCUGCUGCUGUUGCUGGGGGCAAGAAGGCCUGAGCUCCUGGUGGUGGGGCUCACCACAAUCUGGUAAAGGGUUUGCAGCCAUCCUGAGUGUGGUGGUGGGCAAUUGCUUGGUGAAAUGAGGUGUCGUUUUUUUCCAUCUUUUGUUUCAUUCAUUUCAUGUGUUGUAUGGCAUUGUUUCUCAGUUUAAAGUCUUAAACACAAAGGUGUGAUUGCACCUCAUUUUGUUUUAUGUGUUUGUAAAGAGUAAGGGUCUGUAUAGAAAAUGCAUGUGCAACUGUAAAUAUUUGAUUUGUUUUAAUUGUUUUAAAGUGUUUGUGAGACUUGUAACCAUUUUCAGUUUUAGGUCAGUAUGAAGGUCAAUAUUUAUGUUAAUUAAUGCAAAAGGUCUGUGGGUGCCUGUUUCCAGGUUCCUUUGUAGUAAUGAUAUUUGCUUGUAUAUAACUUGCUACUGUGUUUCAGUUGCUAUUGAACUGGCCUAAUAAAAGACCCCAAUGGCACUGCA